AUGAUCUUGAACAUUGUAAAUCAGCUUUACCGAACGUUUCUUCAAUUUAAUCUUUUCAAGAAAUCUGAUAGCACAGAGCAAACUCUUCGGAAAGAACUAAUUGCAACUCGUGUCUAUAUCUGCUCGUUCAUCACUUCUCUAAUCAUAAUUACAAUAAUAACUGCCUUUAUAGUGCGAACAAUUGAAACAACUGAAUCUCAACCAUCAUACACGCGAUUUAUACAAUUAGCAAAACAAUAUCCAAGUACAAUACAAUGUCCCUGUUCAAAAUACUCGAUUAGUUACCAAGCUUUUGUGACAACUCAAGUUCAAUUUCAUCCUGUUUGUUCAAGUCGAUUUAUUGAACAAACAUGGUUUGAUAUGACAUUCAUGAAUGAAGAUAUUUCAGUGCAAUCGAUCGAUGAUUUUCGUGUUACACUAAGUUUCUUUUGGCAAACUGUUGGAGGACUAUGUAAUGCAAGUCGAGCAAGUUGGGAAAGUGCCGUUGCAAAUUUUCAAACAUCAAAUAUUCUCAGUCCGACAGCCAUUGCCGAAGAAACGCUUCGAGUUCAAGUACAAGCAGUAUUUCAAAAUCAAAUCGAUUUGUCUCAAACAACAGUAAUUCGAACUUUACUUGCUAUUCGUCGUAUGGCAAGUGGAAAUCAGAUUGUGUCCGGUCUACAAACGAACUAUUACCUAAAAUUUUUCUCGUGCUCUGAUAUUCGAAUGACUCCUCGAAUGUUUGGGAAUUGUUCCUGCACAAAUAUCGAAGGUUGUCCACGUCCAGCUAUCUUCAAUGAUAGUCAAGGUCAUUUGAUAAUUAUACCAGGAAUGAUCAUGGACUGCUUGAUAAUCGAAGCG
This is a messenger RNA of Adineta ricciae, 840 nucleotides long. The record is from the annotation of a GenBank genome assembly. NCBI's taxonomy places the organism in Eukaryota, Metazoa, Rotifera, Eurotatoria, Adinetida, Adinetidae.